AUGCGCCGCGCGGCGAACGAUCCGAACGGGGACCAGUGGGAGUGGGUCGUCGCCGUCGCGAUCGGGACGAAGCUCGCGUUCAAGGUGGUCACGAUCGACACGGGGGACGCGGUGAAGUGCUGGAGCGCGGGGAGCGACGUCGAGGUGGUCGUCCCGCAGGGGUGCACCGGCGUCGAGGUGACGAUCGACUGGCCGGAGCGGUCGGGACGAGAACAGGCGCCGCUGACGGUGACGCAGCGCGUCGUCGUGGAGAAGCCGCUGCACGAUUAUCGCGUCGAGACCGGGGGGGCGUGGCUGGCGUACGGGAAGGUCGUCGAGGGCGACGGCGACGGCGACGGCGACGGCGACGGCGACGACGACGACGACAACGACGAUUCCGAAAACGAUUCCGAAAACGAUUCCGAAAACGAAACCGACGAGACGCCUAAGAAGCGUCAGCCUCCGCCGCCGCCGCUGCUGCGCGAGGUCCCCGACGACGACGACCCCGCGAGCGUGCGCGUCGUCGUGGACGCGAUCGACGCGGUGGACAUCGACGACGACGGCGCCGCGGAGAGAGACACCGCGGGCGACUUCGUCCGCGCGGAACUCUCCGUCGACCUCUCCGCGGUGGACGACGUCGUCGUCGACGACGACGACGACGCGGAGACCUCUCCGGGCGAUGACGAAGGCGACGCGACCGAGUCCGAGUCCGACCCCGACCCCGAUCCCGCGGGCGGAUACGUCGUCGGAAGUCACAUCGAGGGCAUGAUGGGCGGCAUGCACACCGAGCUCAUCUUCAGCUCGGCGCGUCAGGCGGACGCCGACGUCGGCGUCCGCGUCGGCAUCGUCGAGGAGAACCGACUCGUCGAGCUGUGGCACGAGCGCGCGGCGGUGCCCGGGGAGGGCAUGCGCGUCGGCGACGUGUACUUGGGCGUCGUCGCGAAGGUCAUAAGCGGCAUGCAGGGCGUGUUGGUGGACUGCACGGGGAAAGGGCCGCCGUACUCGUUGAUGCAGAAGGGUGUGGACGAGCCCGCGUUGGCGUGGUGCCGCGCGGCGCCGCCGCCGGAGGACGACUGGGAGGAGUGCGCGGCGGACGACGACGACGACGCGUGCGAGGAUGAUUGGGACGACGACGACGACGAAAACGGCGGCGGCGGCGGCGCGAUCGUCGGGCGAAGGAACGGCGGCAGAUGGGCGGACGCGUGGGCGGACGGCGUGGGCACGAGCGGGUCGUGGGACGGCGGCGACGACGUCGCGGCGACGGCGACCGUGGACGAGUACGAGGAGGACGUCGUCAGGCAUCGCGAGUCGGCGACGGCGAGCGCGGCGGUCGCGACGGCGGCGGAGGCGGAGGAGGAGGAGGAGGAGGAACCGAAGCGCCGGCGGCGGCGACGCUCGCGCGCGUCGAUCGGCGCGUCCUCCUCCACCUCCACCUCCACCUCCUCCUCCGACGAAUCGGGCGCUUCUGAGACGACGUCGCCGCCGCCCCUCGCCAUCGCGGAGGCGGCGUACCCCGAGUACUCGUCGUCCUGGCUGCGCGCCGGCGGCGGCCCCAAAAACCUCGGCGAGCACCUCGGCUGGACGCCGUGGAAAGAACACGUCGAGCGCGAAGGCCGCGACGGCUCGCUCGUCGGCGGAAACAGAGUCACCGAGCACUGGCGCCCCGGGAUGCCCGUCGUCGUGCAAGUCACGCGUCUCGGCGCGGGCCACAAGGGUCCGAGGGUCACCGCGCGCCCCACCUUGCCCGGUCGCAACGUCGUCCUGUGUCCCGACGGCGAGGGCGUCUACGUGAGCCGAAAGCUGAUGGGCCCCGCGCGCGCGUACGUGAAAGCCAUCGGCGGCGCCGUCGCGCCCGUCGACUGCGCGCUCAUCAUGCGCACGGAAGCCGCGGGGGUCACGAAGGACGUCCUCGAGAAGGACAUCACGAGCCUCGCGGACGACUGGGAGGAGGUGCGAACGCGCGCGUCCAGCGCGGUCGCCGCCGCGGGCGCGCAGGGACGAAGCCCCGUCCCGCGGCGACUUCUCGACGCGGCGACGGUGGAGCAGGUGCUCGUGCGCGACCUCUUCGGCGAGCGAAUCGCCGCGCUCACCGUGGACACGGUCGCCGCGUACGACAACAUCGUCGCGGAUCUGCGAAGGACGGGGACGUCGGAGGAGAACAUCGCGCGCGUGAAGCUGCACGCGGGGAGCGAGGACGUGCUGUCCGUUCUCGGCGUCGCGGACGUGGCAGCGAGCGCGACGGAGGAGCGCGUGUCGCUCCGCGACGACUCGCUUCCGGGCGCGCACGUCGUCAUUCAGGCCACGGAGGCGCUCACCGCGGUGGACGUCAACGCGGGGAGGGCGGCGUUCAUCAACGACUCGGACAACGAGUCCGUGGCGCUGCGCGUCAACGUCGCCGCGGCGACCGAGCUCGCCGCGCAGUUGCGGCUGCGCGAUAUCGGCGGGUUGGUCAUGGUCGACUUCAUCGACAUGAGCUCGAGAGCGCAUCGCAAGGAGGUGGAAGCUGCUUUUUUGCGCGCCGCGAAGAGCGAUCGCGCGCAGGUGACGUUCCUCCCGAUCUCGCCGCUCGGCGUCAUGGAAGUCGCGCGCGAGCGGCUGCAAGGGCAGGGCGCGCGCGGCGUCGUCGCGGACGAGAAGGGGAUGCCGAUCGACCCUGACAGGCCCGACGGCGGGCCGCGGCGCAUACGAGGGUCGCGGCCGCCGCCGUGGAAGCGAGGCGGCCGCGAGCGAGGACGCGGCGAGUCGGGCGGCGAGUCGGGCGGCUCGAAUAGCUCGAGCUCGAGCUCGAGCGCGAGUUCGAGUUCCUCGCGCGGCGGGAUGGACGACGGUCGCGGCGGCGGUAACGGCGGCGGGUUCAGACGACGCGACGGAUGGGAAUCGUACCGCGCCGGCGCCGGCGGCGGCGGCGCCGCGAGCGCGAACGAAUACGGAAGCAACCGGUCCGCCGGUCGGAGCGGCGCGCGGUUCACGCCGCGCCGCGUCGAAUGGAAGAGCGGUAACGACCGCGAGGGAGGCGUCGCGAGCGGCGGCGGGCGCGGGCGCGGGGAUUGGGGUAACGACGCGAGCGCGGGGAGCGGGUAUUACAACGCGCGGAGAGCCGCUCGCGGGCCGAGCCGCGGCGGGACGAACCGCGGCGGCGGCGGCGGCGGCGGGGACGGACGCGCGGGCGGUCCCGCUCGCGACGCCGGGGGAUGGGAGCGGUAG
Messenger RNA from Micromonas pusilla CCMP1545, 3183 nucleotides. RefSeq lists its product as uncharacterized. The coding region runs from base 1 to 3183 and encodes 1060 amino acids. Gene Ontology annotation, molecular function: RNA nuclease activity; RNA binding. Gene Ontology annotation, biological process: rRNA processing. Gene Ontology annotation, cellular component: cytoplasm. The transcript has a single exon. The record is from RefSeq and is a predicted model, not a curated record. NCBI's taxonomy places the organism in Eukaryota, Viridiplantae, Chlorophyta, Mamiellophyceae, Mamiellales, Mamiellaceae.